UUCUGCUUGGAUGGAGGGAGGGGUUGGAAACUUCACAAGGAAAUAGGAGCACAGUUUUGUACUUUUUAAUGUGACAUUCUAAAAGCUAACGGGAACGACCUGCACUUUCCAGCUAAUAUGGAAAUUCCAGCCAUAAAUUUGAAGGCCAUAGUGCUGGUGCAUUGGCUGCUGACCAUCUGGGGCUAUAUGGCUUUCGCUUUCAUGCCUGCCUCUUAUGCGUGGGGGAACUUCACAGUCUUCGCUGUGGGCGUGUGGGCCAUUGCCCAGAGGGACUCCAUCGAUGCUGUGCUAAUGUUCCUGGUUGGAAUGAUGGUGACCAUGCUGACGGACAUGAUUCACAUCGGGAUUUACUACCCGGCGGGCGAAGCCUUGCUGGACCGCGCCCGCGACACGUUCCGCUUCAGUGCAGGAAUGGCCAUCCUCAGUCUGCUGCUCAAACCCGUGUCCUGCUUCUUCGUCUAUCAAAUGUACCGCGAGAGGGGCGGGGACUACAAUGUCAACUUCGGCUUCCCCACUGUCACCCGGAACCGAGACGCUUAUCAGUCCAUGGACCAGCAGGAUCAGUCCAGCAGCCCGAGCACCACAUACGACCCCAAAACUGGGCCACGUUCCUACUGAGAAAGACACGGAGGAGCAUGUCAAGCCUAGUCAGGGCUAGCACAUCCACACCACUAUUUGUAUCUCGGAGAAAUCGUAAACAUUCCCUUAUUGUUGCACAUUAGAAUAUCUGUUAUGCAUGUUCUGCCUGUUAUGUUAUCCCCUACUUUAGUUUUGUUUUCUUGUAGCGAUUUGUUCCCUCUUUCCUCAGACUGUGGAUAUAGAGAUCAUGUUUGAGCUAGUUUAGGGCCUUUGGUGGGCAGGCCAAGGUGUCAGUUGGGGUGGUAUGAGAAGGUGUUCUGUACAUUCCCUGAAAUCAGUGUCUUAGCUUAAGACUUUAAAAAGCCUCUUUUCUCUGAAUUCAUUCUGGCGCAAAGAAUGGGUAUAUGUGUGCUUUAUAUGUGCUCAGAGCUCUGGCUAAUGUGUCCGAAAAGCAUCGGGGGUUCAGGUUGAAUAUACUAUUUCAAACCCAAGGCAGUUGAAGACCAAAACAAUUUUUUUUUUACUUCUCCGUGUUUAUCACUUACACUGGAUUGUGUUAAUAUUUAUAUUUGAGAGUUUAGUGUUAAAGUUAACUUGAACAUCAUAAAUAUAAAACAACACACUUUAAGUAGUGGGGUUGAUCAUAACUGUUCAGCUGAAGCAGUGAUGCAGUGAAAAAAUAGCUUGUCUUUGCCCUUUGGUAUAUCAUAACUGUUGUGUCCUUUUUUCAGUGUGGUCAAUGUUUGGGUUUCUGAGGAGGAAAUGGUUUCUGAUCAUGCUGGUGAAACGUGCUGUGCUGUACACACCAAAAUCUCCCCCAUGUCCCAACUGUAGCAUAUGAGCCUGUACCAUGCCCUUACUGUAGGAUUAGGGAAUGUGCUCCUACUGUAGCAUAUGAAUAUAUCCUAUUAUCCAACUGCAGGAUUUAGGAAUACUUUUCAUGGCCUUACUGUAGCGUAUAUUGCCCCCACUGCAGUGUUACCUCUGCCACACGCCUAUCGUAGCAAUUACAGACUCAUUCUAUGUUCUUAAGUCAUAGGUUUUGCCAUAUGCUUAUUAUAGCACUUCCAUGCCCCCAAUGUAGCAUAAAGGACUCUCAUAAAUCCCUAUUGUAGCAUUUACUAGGACUAGCAUUUUCUAUGCUAAACCUCUAUUGUAGCAUGUAGGAAUCUCUGCUAAUCCCCUCUUGUAGCAUAUAGGAAUCUCUGCCAUACAGCAACCUGCCACAGUCUUAUUAUAGCACUUACCAUACCACUAUUUGCAGACUGUAUAAAUCUUAAACAUUCCCUUAUUAUUGCACAGAAGAAUAUGCCCCUAAUAUGUAGUGCUGUCUUUCUGUUGUAGGUAUUUUUCAUCUUGAAAAUCUUUUUCCACUUUAGCCUCAUGCUGCAGCUAGUUUAUUUGUGAAUAUUUGUACAUUGUCAACAGGGUUGUCAAGGGUUGUCAAGAGGAAUGAUAUUAUUGGCUGUUUAGCUGACUCAGCCCCCAAUCUAACGUGGACAUUGAGAAAAGUGAACAUUAAUUAAUCUUUCAAACGCACACAGUUUGACAGAACAGAUCAAAAAAUUUGAAUUACAACAGACAACUUGUGGUCUUAUUUUAGCAGCAAAAGCUUUUUCAGCCAUCUGCAUGGAAUUUGUCAUCACUUUCCUUCUGUUUGUUCUGCUUCAGACCAUAAUAUGGAGGGCACAGUCUCUUACUAAAGUGGCUGUGAUCUUUAUUAAUCUAUCUGCCCAUUUUAAAACUAGAUAUCAGAUUUAUGUCAUCGUUUUGCUUUGGUCUGUGUAUUACAUGUUUCUAUGCUGCAGAGUAAGGGUAGUGCAGAUUACUGUUUUGCUGUUUACUCAUGUGUUACUGAUGUGUGUGUUGCUAAUACAUUUACCCACAUUUAUAUAUUUACAGGUCUUUAAUUGCUGCAUGUGUAGAAUCUACCUUGAUAAUCAUUCAUCCAAGAAUCCUGGAAAACCUGCUGGGUUUUAUUAGAUUAAUGACUGCAUGUCAUUGUGAUUGUUGCUCAGCCCUGGACUGUAGUGGUUUAGGAAUUAAAUGGUGCUAAGGCUUGGGAAAUCUACACUUAAACUAAAGCUAUACCCAGGAAGCCACUGAGAAAAUGGUCCUGGACUGGCUUUUGAAAAAAGCGGUCUGUGUUUGGCUCAGGGCCCAAAGUUAAAAGUUUAGAGUUUAAAGAGCUCACUGUCGGCCUCACUCACAGCACUACAAACCCUUAAAAAGACAAUGGGAAAGGUAUUCUGGGUGACUUCCGAAGAGCUGCAUUUCUGUUGAGUUCCUUUAGUGGUGAGAUGGCUGAAGGGCCACAGUGUCUGCAGGGCUUUCUAUAGCAGGCCUGGGUACUAAAACCUGGGUAGUAGAAAAGCGAUAACAUUUUAGAAAGAACUUAAAUAUCUGCUGGGAGUCUGAGGUCUCUCUGAACGGCCUUUUUACUGCUUUUUUUGUCAGUUGGUGAAUGGCUGUACGAUGUCUUUAAAACUCAUUCACACAAUGAGAAAUGCGAGGUGUGAUUGUGCAAAGCCUGAAGCCAUAUGGAAUGCCUGUGCAACCUUGCAGUGUGCUGGGUUAGUUCUCUUACCAUUGGAUGACUGUUUGAUAGGUAUGCCCUGCUAAAAUGUAUUUAAUGUUUUCAGACUUGAAGAAGCCUACUUUUACUUCACAGCAGAACUGCGAAUCACUGCUGAUUUGCACUUACUGCUUCUGGCCUGCAGGGUUAAACUUGCCUGCUGGCUUAUACAUUAUAAAUAUCUGUCUUUGUUUUGUUUUGUUUGUGUUGUUAGGGAUGCAAUUUAGAGAAGAGCAGCAGGUUUACCUGAACAGGCUAUCACAUACAUGUUAAUGCUGUGAAGAUUUUGCACACUUUGUAAUGAUUCAAUAUGCUUAACUGCAAUGCAACUGUUACUGUAUUUGCCACUAACUGCUAACAGCACCUAUGGUAUGAAAACAAAAUUCUGGACACUUGUUUUUUUACAGUCCCUGUGGGGAUUUAAACCAAUGAAUGUAUCAACGACACUGGAUCACUGAGUAGCAUUAUUCCCAAUGAAAUGUUCGAUGCUUUCAUACGACAUUUAACUGAAACUCCACCCAUAUGUCCCUGCCUGAUUUGAAAUAAACUAACCUGCUGGUUGAAUUGGCA
Messenger RNA from Conger conger (European conger), 3724 nucleotides. Its product is annotated as type-1 angiotensin II receptor-associated protein-like. NCBI's taxonomy places the organism in Eukaryota, Metazoa, Chordata, Actinopteri, Anguilliformes, Congridae. Gene Ontology annotation, cellular component: plasma membrane. The transcript has 5 exons. The record is from RefSeq and is a predicted model, not a curated record. Gene Ontology annotation, biological process: regulation of blood pressure; angiotensin-activated signaling pathway. Bases 118 to 618 code for a protein of 166 amino acids.